AUGGCAGGUUUGGACUUUGUUAGCGAUUUGAAGCCGUUCAAGUCGAUGUGGAAAAUUCGUGUUAAGGUGAUUCGUCUUUGGAAGCAGUAUACUUGUGCUCUGGGAGAAACAAUGGAAAUGGUGUUAGCUGAUUCAAAAGGCGAUAUGAUCCAUGCUACUGUGAAGAAAGAAUUGGUCAGCCAGUUCGUGACCUUAAUCAGUCAAGGUGAAUCGAAGUUGAUGGUGAAUUUCAUCGUCACAAUGGCUGCUGGAUCUUAUCGCCCCACAAAGCACCCUUACCGAAUUGUGUUCCUCCCGACGACUCGACUAAGAAUGUGUGAUGCUUUGCCUUCAAACUUGACUGGUUUAGACCCGGUCAAGUUUGAGUCUAUUAAGGAUGGUAGUCAGAACACGGACUGCUUGGUUGAUGUUAUCGGACAUAUUGUUGAGGUUUCCCAUGUGGAAGUUAUUUCUGUGAAUGGAAAAGAUACCCAGAAGCUGUCACUGGAAUUAAGGAACCAAGAUGAUGAUCGUCUGCCGAUGGUGCUAUGGGGUAAAUUUGCAACAGAUGUCAAUGAUGCUAUCCAGCUAAGAGGUGAACAUAAGAUCAUCGUAGUGUUGCGUUUCGGCAAAAUAAAAGUCUGGAAAGAUGAACGUUCCAUCUCGAAUGCAUACAAUGUUUCCGAUGUUGCUUUGAAUCCUAAUUUGGAGGAGGUUCAACCGUUUAUUGAAUUGUUACCUAAGGAUGAUAUGGCCUUGGCCAUUGUUGACCCUAAGCCUCUUGCAUUAACUAAUGGUGUUUCUGACAAGGAUGAUUUCUUUAUCCAUACCCCACGGAAAAGCAUUGCUGAUGUGAAGGCUUCAAGACAGGUGGAGAAGUGCGUUGUUAUGUGCACUAUUGUCGGGAUUGAUUCAGACAUGGGGUGGUUCUAUCUGAGCUGCAAGGUGUGUUCAAAAAAAGUGCUCACAGUGCCAAGCGAGUCUGAGGAUGAUGGACUCGAUGUGUUCAAGCACAAUUACUUUUGUGUGAAAUGCAAUCAGCACGACCCCCGACUUAUUCCUAGGUAUAAGUUGCAUGUGGUUGUACUCGAUCAUACAAGCGACACUAAGUUCCUACUGUUUGAUAACCUAGCACAGAAGCUCUUACAUCAGCCUUGCAUUGAGCUUACUGGACCCAUAACCGAUGAGGUUCAAGAACCGUAUCUUUUGCCGGCUGCUAUCAACAAUUUGGUUGGUAAAACCUUUCUCUUCAAGAUACAGAUCGAGCGGGAAAACUAUCUGUACAAGCAUGAAACCUACAAGGUGUUGAAGAUUAUCACUAACACUGAUAUGAUUUCUCAGUUUGACCUGACUCAAUCCCCAACGGUUACUAUUGAUAACAGUAUUGUUUCUGAUGCACCAGAGGGUUCGAUGAUGUUGCGUGGCUGUUCAUCUCAGCAGUCUGACUCAACGAGUCUAACUCCAGCUAAAAGAAUUGGGGCACCGGUUAUCAAUCUGGAUGAAACAUUUGACCAGACUUCUGUUACGCGCACUAAUUGUCCAGUGAAGAUCAAGAAGGAGAAGAAAGAUAAAAGUGGCUAA
This is a messenger RNA of Brassica oleracea var. oleracea, 1560 nucleotides long. RefSeq names its product replication protein A 70 kDa DNA-binding subunit C-like. Gene Ontology annotation, molecular function: DNA binding. Bases 1 to 1560 code for a protein of 519 amino acids. The record is from RefSeq and is a predicted model, not a curated record. Gene Ontology annotation, cellular component: nucleus. The transcript is spliced from 11 exons. NCBI's taxonomy places the organism in Eukaryota, Viridiplantae, Streptophyta, Magnoliopsida, Brassicales, Brassicaceae. Gene Ontology annotation, biological process: DNA repair; DNA replication; DNA recombination.